AAAUAACCACGCUGGCCACGCGGCCUGCCGACCGAUAGACGCAAUCGGAUUCCCGAUGCCUAUAAAAUAUAAUAUUCGCCAGAUCAUAGAUUAGUUCGAUUCGACACCUCGAUUGAAGCUGAUCGGACGAAUCAGUUUCUGUUGGCCACUGUGAAUAACGUGUUAGUGUGUUUUAGUGCCAAUCGGAAACGUGUGUUUUGUAUCGUUUCUAGUUCUCACGCUCUCGCAGAUCGGUUAAAGCGAUGAGUAAGCUGACGAUCGUCGUAGUGUUGGCGGCAUACUGCUGUUGUUGUGGAGUAGUAAGUGCUAUCGACUUUGGUGGAUUUUUUAAAACAACGGGAGACGUCGCCAAGGUUGCUGCCAAGACGGCAAAGGGGGUGGUCGAGAAAGUUCCGGAACUAUUUUCGCCAGAACAACUACUGGAGUUCGGCAAACAAUCUAUUGUAGGUUUGCCAGCUGAAGCGAUCGCUGCUACGAUCAAUCAGAUAUGUUCAGUGGCCUUACUGACGAAUGCGACCGAGUCGGAAAAUUCAGUGAACAUUACUGAUAUGAAUUACAUUUUAAUGACCGAAGAUGACAAUGUGACAAUACCACUGCUGGAAUCCGAUGAUCUUUGGAAAAACGAUCUUUUCAACAAACAAUUCAACACCGUCAUUUUGGUCACCGGCUGGACCUCCAACGUGAACGAACCCAAUCGUGCCAUUGAUACCAUUUACAAGGCAUAUGCGGCACGCGGGGGAUGGAACUUUGUAGUCAUCGAUACUGCGGAGUAUGUGGACACACUUUACACCUGGUCUGCAUUCAAUACGAAUGAUCUGGGGAAGGGAUUGGCGGACGGACUGAAAGGAUUGAUCAAGUAUGUGCCCCUGGAGAAAAUACAUUUGGUCGGUCAUAGCCUGGGGGCGCACAUAGUUGGUGCUGCCGGUAGAAAUUUUCAAUUUUUAACCAACAAAACGAUCCCUCGCAUUACGGGUCUGGAUCCGGCUAAUCCUUGCUUUAACGAGGGAGAGUCCCUAAGUGGCAUUCAACGGGGUGAUGCCGAUUUCGUAGACAUCAUUCACACGAAUGCUAAAGUGCUCGGAAAAAGAGAUCCAAUUGGUGAUGCUGACUUCUAUCCGAAUGGUGUGGUAUCUGUUCAGCCUGGAUGUCUUGACCCAGCUUGUUCACACAAACGUGCUUGGGAGCUGUACGCUGAGACUGUUUACCCCGAAAACGAGAAAUCUCUUCUGGCGGUCAAGUGCAAUUCCUUGUUGUCUCUUAACACUGGAGGAUGUAUAGGGAAUCCUGUUCCGCUUGGUUUCGCAUGUCCCACAUCAUCGAAAGGAAACUUCUUCCUUAAAACAAACAAUAAGUCUCCGUUUGCCAUUUUGUCGUAAAUUGAGGACAUCGAAACCGUAAUGUUAUCAAAACAAUAAUGCAAACUUAUCGCAUUGAUGUUGAUAUUAUUUUGUUAUACCUUUCGUUACAUUGUUCUUUAAUUCUUUCACUUAUCUUAUCUAAGCGCACUUAUCACUUAUCUAAAGCGCACUAAAAGCACUUUGAUAUGUUUAAAUAAAUGAUGCAUAUACGUUUAUAAAUA
Messenger RNA from Anopheles bellator, 1579 nucleotides. Its product is annotated as vitellogenin-1-like. The transcript is spliced from 6 exons. Lineage: Eukaryota; Metazoa; Arthropoda; Insecta; Diptera; Culicidae. Gene Ontology annotation, molecular function: lipase activity. Bases 243 to 1376 code for a protein of 377 amino acids. The record is from RefSeq and is a predicted model, not a curated record.